Calidris pugnax (ruff) is the source of this 5820-nucleotide messenger RNA. RefSeq names its product ring finger protein 43 (gene RNF43). The transcript has 10 exons. Bases 1 to 2682 code for a protein of 893 amino acids. NCBI's taxonomy places the organism in Eukaryota, Metazoa, Chordata, Aves, Charadriiformes, Scolopacidae. Gene Ontology annotation, biological process: ubiquitin-dependent protein catabolic process; Wnt receptor catabolic process. Gene Ontology annotation, molecular function: ubiquitin protein ligase activity; frizzled binding. The record is from RefSeq and is a predicted model, not a curated record.
AUGCGCGCUCAGACCCGGUGCCGGGCUGUGUCACACUCCGGGCCGCACAAACCCCCCGGUGGCCGCCACCACCGAGCCUCGCUCGUCUCCAGCGGGUACAGCCCCGGCACCCACGGGGCCGCCUGGGCCAGCGCCCCCCGGGGAUGCCCCGGUGCUGCGGGGCCGGGCCGGGAGGGGCAGGGCCCGGCCAAGAGCCCCACCAAGCGGCGGCAGGUCCUGCUGCAGCCCCCGCGGCGGGCGGGAGUGAAGACCUCGGCUCCCGGCCCCGGGGGCGCAAGAGAUGGGCACAUCCUGAAGGAUGUGACUGAAAACAGCCCGGGUGAGUCGCGCUCCCGUGAAAGGCCUGUUCCUGCGACCCGCUCGGGCAUCAAAACGCGAGCCCCAAGGUCUGAGUUUCCCUUUGCUUUUGUCCUGCAGUCCCACCCGCUGUCCCUGUGCAACACCAGCGAGGAUGAACACACCGAGUCGGGGUUCAUCACCAUUGUCAAGCUCGAACAGCCGGAUCGGGACCCCAACCCCUGCCUCUCACUGGCCAACAAGGCAAAGCUGGCAGGGGAGCGUGGAGCCCGAGCGAUCCUUUUUGACAUCACUGAUGAUGAAAGCGCUGCUGAUCAGCUGAGAAAGCCCAGAGGUCUGAGUCAGCCUGUGGUUCUGAUCAGAGGCCACGACGCUGAGCUUCUCAUGGGCGUUGUGAACAAGAACAGAGAGGCCCAUGUGAAGAUAGAGGUCAAAGAACCACCAGCCUGGCCAGACUACGACGUGUGGAUUCUUCUCACAGUGGUCAGCACUGUGGUCGUCAUCAUUUUGAUUUUUGUUGUCCGCACAAAGUGCCAGCUGAACAGGACUCAGGACUCCGUGCAGCAGCAGACCAUGCAGGCCAUCGGGCAGCUGGCCACACGCAAGUACCAGGCCAGGGGCCGGCCGGCGUCACGGUGGGACUCGGCCAGCAGCUGCAGCUCGGCCCCGGUCUGCGCCAUCUGCCUGGAGGAGUUCAGCGAGGGCCAGGAACUGCGAAUCAUCUCAUGCUCCCAUGAGUUUCACCGGGAAUGUGUUGACCCCUGGCUCCAGCAGCACCACACGUGUCCGCUUUGCAUGUUCAAUAUUCUUGCCAGAGAUUCAGGGGACCAGACCAUGGCCGCUGGCUCCAGGCUGGCCCCUCGGGACAUGGAGCCUGGACGGCGUCUCCACCUUUUCCGCCAGCACCCAGGACAUGCCCUUUACCACCUCCCACAUGCGUAUCCUCAGAGGAACUUCAGGAGCUUUCCCCCGGACCCAGCCCAUGGCAACCCCUUCUUCCACUCUCCAGAGCUCUCCCAGCUGGAUUUUGGCACCAUCCACUACAUGCCCUACAGGCCAGCCACCUCCCUGCUCGCCUGCGGCCACCCUUCCCCCCUUGCUGCGGGCUUACUGGGCCAGCAGCAUCCCAACCCCUCAGCAUGUGGGCAGACGCUGCCAUCCCACAGGACUUGUUCUCUGGAGCCCCAGCCCCCCUGCCUGGGGCCGAAGGCAGCCCUGGCCCAGAAGCAGCACCGUGCGCCUGCCCUGCGCCGGGGGGGCGGCCACGGGCACCAGCACAACAGCAGCGGCUCUGGGGAGAGCUAUCUCACCGAGCACAGCGGGUACCUGGCAGACGGGCCGGGCAGCGACUCCAGCUCGGGGCCCUGCCACGGCUCCUCCAGUGACUCCAUGUUGAACUGCACAGACGUCAGUCUGCAGGGCAUCCACGGCAGCUGCUCCACCUUCCGCAGCUCCCUCAGCAGCGACUACGACCCCUUUGUGUACUGCAGCUCAGAGGGACCCGCCACGGACAAUGGCCAGGAGCAGCCACGGCCGCCAAGGGAGUUACGGCCCAGGUCCUUGGACCUGAUGGUGCCUGAAGGUGCUGCUUCAGCCAAGCCCCAGGUGCUCAGCCACGUCCACUAUCACCACCACCAGCACCACCACUACAGGAGAGACACGGAGUGUCCAUCUGGGCGGGCUGGGCACGGGCCUGGGCAGCGCAAAUCCCGGUACUCUGGGGCCAAGGCUGGCUUCCACGGUGCUCGGACACAAAAGAGGACUGAGAAAAGCCAUCACUCUCAUCAGCCUCUGGAAAGCAGCACUGUGCCACCAGAGGCAGCUCCGGUAGGACAGCCAGCCUGUCCCCAGCAAGGCCGGGAGCCCCCUCAUGUCCCCUCCACUUCUCCAAACAGGUUGGACUUCAGUGUAGAUGCCAACAGACAGUUGGGAGCAGCCGGCACAUCCCCUGUCCCGCUGCCCCCGAGACACAGCUUACAGAGCCGUCAUCACCGAAGGAAAAGAAAGUGUCCCCUCGAGCCCGACCCCGCUCUCCUGCCUGAGGACUCAGCCUUGCCCAAAGCCUACGAUGCUCACGUUCCUCACGGCCAUCCUGCUGGCUACCGCUGCUUGCCCGAAGUCCAGCCCCUGAUCCCAAGCCCUCCCCUGCCCUCUGGCUCUGGCUCUCGGCCGCUCUGGAAGUGUUUAGUGCCACAGUCCGGCUCAGAGCUGAAAAAGCAGGAGGAGGGGUUGUCAGGACGGGAGGGAAACCGCACAGUUCCUGCUGAUUUCUCAGGGACGGGCACCCCCAGACACAGUCUGAGUCUUCACCUUCACUGCCCGGCUCAGCAGGGCGGUCAGGGAUCUGAAGAGGAGGUCCAAGAUGUCCAUGAACACUCAGUUUAAUAAAAUGCUGGCCUGUUUGCUUACUGGAGAGGUGGAGUGGACAUGGAUGUUCAGCGUACCAGCCACAGAGGAGCUGACACCUUGCUCUCUGCACAGGCAAUGUGGGAUGACCAGCCCUGCCCUGCACAGCCCAAGCCAAGAUGCACACUGCAAAUAAGCAAUGUGACACUUGUGGUCUCCUCACACGUUCCCACGUUGCGAUGGUGAUACAAACACAGAGCCAUGUUCUCCAAGUCCCCUUCUCCUUUGAAGGCACAGGCAGCCCAUCUUCAUCCCGUGGCAUCUGUCUGUGUGGGCUGGCUUACUCAGAGGCCGGUCCUGGGAGUCACCAGCUGGAGAGCUCGCGGAGUGAGUGCAAGCUGCUAUUUUGGCAUGUUCAUGCCACAGAAGGUUAUGCUAAACACUUCAGAAAUAAACAAGCCUUCGAGACCAAAAGCUGCAGAAAUUACUUUCUGUGGCCUGGUAGCUCCUGACUUCAUUUCCUCACUUAGGUCAAAAGCCAGACUUCUUCAUUUAACUUUUCCAUUCUUAAUUCAGACACAGGAACAAGCUAUUCUCCAUCUCACCACUCACAGGUCUGCUCUGCAAGUGCUUCUUCUGACUUCCUUGGAAACCAACAGCUCUCACCACUUUUGAUCACUUCAUGAUGCCAUCUCAGCCAUUUGCUGCAUUUUGCCAGCAGCAGCAGGAGAGCUGAAGACACGGGGACAAUGUCAGCAUUUCUGGGAGGGAGCUGGGUCAGACUCUUUCCAUUGCAAAGAAUCCACCCUCUCAUCUGGCAACGUGAACAAAUCUCUCACUCAUCCUCUAACUCCUCCACCUACCCUCAAAAUAGGUGUGGUGGCCAGCCCUCUUAAAAGCCAACCAUUUGUUGAGCAUAUUUCAGACCUGAGAUGCCCCUGUCACAGGAGUCAUGGAAAACCCUUGUUUUCACAUAGCUCCUGCUUCUCUCCUUCCUCCCUCAUUGCCCCAAGACAGAGCAAAAAUUCCCAGCAAAAGCACCCAUAACAAAUGCAGAGCAGAGCCCCCAUCCAUCACCCAGCCUUAUUUUCCUGAGACACCUGAAAUGAUCCUGCAAAGGAAUUUUUCAAAAUACCCUUCUGCCUUUAACAGUUUGAUGAUGGACAGAGAAAAGUUGAGAAACUGCUAGGCUCUCGGUUUAUUACUUCUUUUUCCCCCCUCCCAUCUGCAGGCUCUUUUUUGGAAUGCCAUUAGUUCUUAUUUCCUAUAUCUCAUAAUUUGGGGACAUUCAAGUAAAAUAAAACCUUCUAAAUUCAAAGUAUAUAGAAUCCAAACAGUUUCCAUACAGCAGGAAAUUAGACUGUCAAGUCCAUUGCUCUAAAUGAUUGUUCAGGCCAGAGAAUUAGCCAGAUUCCCACGUGAAGUGAAUAUGGCACCAGGCAUUUCCAGAGCUGGUGCCAACAAAGCAGGGGUGAGGCUACAGCACUGGAGCUGAAGGUAACUCCUGACAAUUUGAAUCUCGCUGUAGGGACAGACUUUCCCAAUCUGCUCAGUGCUCACUAAGCUUUCUGCGUCCUCCUUUGAAGCAGAAGCUUCUUCUCCAGUUCAGGAGAAUGCACUGGUUCCGUAGUCCCAGUUCAGGAUAAUCCUGCCUCUGCCUUCCUUUGUCCAUGAGGAAAGCUUUUUAUGGGGUUUGCUGCCCUUCAUCUUUCAAAAAGGCGUCUUUGUUCCAGCUGCUGAUCAGUCACUCACAUUCAAGUGAUGGUAUUAAAAAUCAGCCAGUAGCACUGUUUUAAAGCAAAAUGUUAUUCCCUUGCCAGUGUUCAUUUCUUGUCUCCUGUGACCAAGCCACUGCAGGACGUUUCAGUCUAGAGAAAAGCUGAAUUUCUUUCAUCAAAGAACACAGCAGAAUUCUAUUUUAACCUUUCCAGGCUCUUCUGGCUUGUCCUACAGAGCAAGCAGAAGACACAAGCUCAGACAUUUUUUCCCUUGCAGGGAAGUCAGUCUUAAACUAGAGGAAGAAAACCCAGGAGAGGGUCUAGAUUCCCCCUGUUCAACUUCUUGUGUGCAUUGUCCAAGGCUUGAUUCAACCAGCUCCCUAUGUCCUUGACCAUCCUGGAGGGCUCAGGUGACUUUACAGAGGGGAGAGUCAUAAGGUCUGGGUACUCCCACUGGUUUCUUUAGGAAUCAAGAAGGCUGAGAGCCUCCACGGAUGCAUUUCAUUGCCUCACAGGAACAAGUGUCUAGUUUGCAGUCUAAAAGUCCUCCUCUCUUUACCUCCUUACCCUUAAAAAAAUAGGAGGGCUCUGAAUCUGCGGCAAGCCCCAAGCUUCUUGGAGAAAAUGGUGAGCACUAACGCACCCUUUCCACUCCCUACUGCAGUAUUACCAGGCUGCACAGGGCAAUGGCUACUUUAAAGUGUUUUCCUUUCCUGAUAUUAUGCUGCUGCUCGUUUUCCACUAGAAAACAGCCAUCCUGGCCGCUGGGCUCCCUCCCCGGGGCCUGCUGAGUUGAAUGAGGGUGUGCAGGUCUGCCUCGGUGGAUUCUCAGGUAGGAGGAGAGGGAGGAACUCCCCAGGAAGGCGAUCUUUUAAGAUCCUCUUUAGUAGAUGGACUACCAUCCUUGGCAGCCCGGAAGGGAAGAAAUGAGAAAAAUGGGGAAUGGUCCUCUCAAUUCUUGCAUCUCUUGGUCCUGGGUGAUGCCUCUGAGCACAAAGUACUCCUGGGUUCCGUCACCAGAUUUCUUCAGCAUCACUGCAAUGAAGCAGAGCUCUUUUUCUUCCGUCAUCUCCACAGUCCCAGCUGAAAAGUGAUGGAAGCCAGAGCAUCCCAAACUCCCUCUCUCCGAAACGGAAGCCCCAGCCCUUUUCACCAGGCUGGCUGGACCUCUUCCCCUCCCACACAGAACCUCUCCUCUCCUUUGAUAAUGUUCAGAUCCUUUUGAAAUGUGAAUAUAGGCUUGGUUUUUUGUUGUUGGUUUUUGUUUUGAUUUGGGUUUUGUUUUGUUUUGGUUUUUUUUGGCCAAGUCUCUCCUGGCUCUUAGGGCUUGGGAAUAAAUUACGACCCACCAAAAAAAAAAAAAAAAGGAAAAAAAAAGAAAAAAAGGGGAAGAAUACAUUUUAUAUAUAUGCAAAACUGUGUAUUUAUGUCCGAUAGAAACAAAAGAUGUGUGAAUAUG